AUGUGGUCGCUGAAACUGCUGCAGUUGGCCACAGUCGCCGUAAUAUUUACAGUAUGUGAUGGCGCGCGUUUGUCAGCGCAGAUGCCUCCUACAACGACGACGGUGUCACUGACGCCAUCGAUGUCACCAGUGCCGCUCACCAUCCUGCAGGAACAGCCGACGCAACCGGUUCCUCCCGUCUGUGCGGACGCUAUUGAUGUCAACAAUCCGCUAGGAAGGCUACGUAGCGCUAUGAGAAACUCCGCUUAUACACAAAUGAACGCGUUCUUUGAUGCUUUUCUUAUAUUCUUUACUGAUGAGCAUUUGAGCGAGGAGCCUCACAAAUCGGAACGACGAUUAGAAUACGUCAGUGGGUGGGACGGGUCCGGAACCGGUGCCGUAUUGGCAGACGGCGGCGCUGCCAUAUGGGUGCCGUCCGGCGACGUACGGCGCGCGAGGGCUACGCUCACUUGCGCAUGGCUUGUCAUCGAUGGUGACGAUCCUAGUCAGCCAACUAUAGCCGAAUGGAUUUCUGAGCGGUUAUCUCGCAGUGGUCGUGUGGGGGGUGACGCUCGCCUGACGUCGAUGGGAGAGUGGCAAGUUUUGUCCACAGCCCUACAGCGUGAGGGGCUGCAACUAGUACAUAUUCCAACACUGGUUGACCAGCUUUGGAACGAAGAGCCUGACCCAGACCGCACUCGACCCGACUUCCCCAAAACUGUCGCCAAAAAUUAUGAAAUAGAGCAUGCUGGCGUCAGUUGGCGCGACAAAGUGGCCCAGGUUCGAAGUGAGCUGCACGCAGUCGGAGCCGAUGCGAUGAUCGUGACGGCUCUAGAUGAAGUAGCUUGGUUAUUAAACGUGCGAGGAAGGGACCUACCUUUUGCUAGAUUACUAAAAGCCUUCGUGUAUAUCACCCUGCGCGAAGUCAAGGUGUUCGUGCCACCAGGAAAGUUGUCCGUACAUGUACGGGACGCGCUCCUGUAUAACUGCUUUGCCAACAACUGCACCAAGGUAAAUGAGUAUACCAGCAUAUACUCAGAGCUGCGGCGGGUACCAGAUUCCAAGAUCCUGAUUCCUGCAGCGGGUACGUUCCAGCGCGGUGCGUCUGCUGCUAUAGCGCAGAGCGUUCCACCUGCCAAGCGAAUUUUCCUGCUCUCCCCUAUCAUAUACCUCAAGGCUCAGAAGAACGAGGCAGAAGUAAAGGGAAUGAAAAAAGCUCACUUGUGGGAUGCAGUUGCCAUGUGCACUUUGUUCAGCUAUCUUGAGAGUAAAUCAGCACUAAGUGAAAUAUCAGUGGAGCGCACGGUGGACAUAACCCGAGAUACGCAGGCUGGGUACAUUGGACCUGCUAUGAAAACACGCGUCGCUUUCGGUAUAAACGCCGCGGAUCCCGAUUACCGAGCGACGAACGCCUCCAACAAACUUAUCACCAAGAAUGCCACGCUGGUUAUACAGUCCGGAGGACAGUACGAUGAGGGGACAACAAUAGUGACUCGUACCGUGCACUAUGGGAUGCCAACACGCGAAGAAAGACGAGUAUAUACCACGGUGAUGCGAUCCUUGGCAGCGUUAGCAGGGUUACGCAUCCCAUCUACCUUGCCCGCGGCGCACGUCGACCCUGUAGCUCGGGCUCCACUUUGGGCUGCCAAACAGGACUAUCCUCAUCUUACUGGACACGGAGUAGGCGCUGCCCUGUGUCGCAAGGAAGAUCCAGUAGUUAUUGACUACAGACAAGACACAAAUCUGCAUACACUGAGGGAAGGGUACUUUAUUACAGCCGAACCAGGAUGGUAUGAAACUGGCAAAUAUGGAGUGCGUUUAGGAAAUGUUCUGGAGGUGGUGUUGAGGCCGAACGGCUACUUAGGAUUCCGCGAGGCCACUCUCUUACCGUACGAGCCAAAACUAAUAGACAGGAGUAUGCUUACUGAGUACGAGAUUUUAUGGUUGAAUGACUACAAUGAUAGGAUAAGAAGAGAAGUAGGACCGGAACUGAAGUCCCGGGGCCUCACCGAUGUCUUAUACUGGAUGAUGAACAAGACUGUCCCCAUCGAGCUGCCCUCUAAAGCCAAGAAACUAGUCAGUAGCUCUACUGAGAAUAGUGCAAAGUUCUCUGUACUCCUAUUAUCUUUCGUGUUACUAUAUUUUGUGUAA
This is a messenger RNA of Spodoptera littoralis (African cotton leafworm), 2130 nucleotides long. The record is from the annotation of a GenBank genome assembly. NCBI's taxonomy places the organism in Eukaryota, Metazoa, Arthropoda, Insecta, Lepidoptera, Noctuidae.